AUGUUACAGGGUCGAAAGUGUUUCAUGUACAAGCUCGCAAUUUUAGCGGGAUUCGGUGCUCCCUGAAUCGCACAAAUCAACAGAGGCAGCGUUUGCUCCGGUUGCCUGAGUCUCGGGCACCUGCCUGCACUGCCAACAUCAAUGCCAACGUUCCUGCAGCAGCCGAGCUCGACAGCAUGAUCCCCAACAGCGUCCAAGGCAGCGUCGCAGGGAGCUACCACAAGGCCCGAGGCGUGUGGGUGGCCAGCCCCAAGAAGGCGCCCAUCAACAACGCAGAACAGACCACGGCAGAAGUCAGCGCAGAACAACUGAAGGUGCGUCUCAUCAGAAGCCACCAAAACCAUGACCUGCACACACGUGUGGAUGCGGGUGUGUGUUGGUGUCAGAGCAUCAACGCGUUGAAUCUGGAUAGGCCCGCGGGUAGCCCCGAGCAUGCGUCCAAGAUGCCAUGGAACAAGAAGCAUACCUCCAAGGGCCGCUCAUCGUCGGGUGCUCACUCAGGUAUGCAAGCAAGGCGGCAGCAGUGAGCAUCGGAGUAUGUGUGUGCACUCGAACGUGUUCUCUAGGUGGCUCCCAAGGCCGAGCUGACGGAUAUGGCGGUAGUGGUGGUGGAGGUGGUGGUGGGCAGUCCUCUGCGCCUCCGCCCCUUCUCAAGACGCCCAUGGGCCUGCCGAAGUGGCCGGUGCAGCAUGUGGUGCGUUUGCUGUGCUCUGAUAACACGGCUACCACCAUGAUCAGACACGAAGGUAAGGCAGUGCACAGUGCAGGGGUGCAGCUGUGUAUGUGCCUGUGGAUGGAUGGAUUGAUGGAUGGAUGGAUGUGUCUGUGUGACGGUGCGAUGGAGGGUUGCAGGUGAGUUCUUUGAUUCCAUGCGGCGUGAGGCGGGCGUGAUCAUCUCUAUCACCGAGCGCGGCGCCUUCCGCUCCGGCAAGGAGUAUCGGAUACUCUAUGUAAGGGGACCGAUCAAGGGCAUCCUGAGGGCACUCGAACACGUCGUGGUCAGCCACACACAGACAGGCAUGCCAACAGACGCUCACACACACACAUUUAUCUGAACCUGUUGCAUGAAUGUAUGUGUGUAGAGUAAGGUGUACGAGGCGUGUUCGGCCAAGUGUGUGGUGUGUCGCGUGCUCGUGCCGGCGGGGGACACGGCGGGCAUCACGGGCACGGGAGGCGGCGGCCUGUCGACGCUGCUUGACGCCACGGGGGCCACGGUCAAGGCAGAGGGGACCGAGUACCAGUAAGUGUGGAUGGAAUUGGCCUGCUUGAAUCACAUUUGUCUGAUUUGCGUGUGGUUGGUCACGUGGAUGUGCAGUGGUGGGGAGACGUUCCGUAUCGUGAGUGUCAGUGGGGGAGAGGAGGCGGUGCUGUGCGCACUGACUCACAUCGUACAACAGCCGCUUCAGGUCCGCCUGUCAGAGAGAGCAAACAACAUUACACACACGAACACCCCAGCAUCAUACCGUGCCUGCGUGUCUGCAGGUGGCUGAGAAGGGCGGCCCUGGUGCUGCCUCUCCGCACCAGCACCGCACUCACAAGGCUCCCCCGCCUCCCCCGCCUCCACCCCCACCUCCACCUCCCCGUUUCCCUCCCCCGCCCCCGCCCCCCCGGCUACCCGUCGUGCUCUCCUGCUGCUGGCCUUACCAACAACCGCUGCACCAGUACUGAAUGCACCACACCCGGAUGUGGCAGGGCGCGUGGACGCAUACUCGAAUGUGUGUGUGUGUGCGUUCAGGUCAUCGUCUGUCUCAUCCACCAUGUUGGCCACUACCAGCGGCUCCUGCAGUGGCGGGGAGGCCGACAGUCUCGGCCAUGAGGGGGAGGAGGACCGACACGCCGACAUAUACACACCUGCUGCUGCCAGACCAGUGGCGCACAAGAGGUCAGCCAUCUCCACCACACUGCCAAAAGACCAACACAAAGACCAAACAUAAACACGUACAGCCGCUUGUUGUCUGCCUAUGGAAAUGUGCGUCAUGCAGUGAUAAGCACGAUAUCAGCAGUGGGGAUCUGGGGGCCGGCCACUAUGACGACCGCGCUGAUAAAGGGUCCAGGUACGCACAUACCAACGCAACGCACAUCAACCAGCGGUGACUUCUGCUGUCGCGAAUGGAUGGCUGCAGUGGGUGUGAUGAGAUGAGUGAGGUGGAGUAUUUGCGGAUGCAGGUGGAGGCGAUGCACAUGGAGAAGGAGGCCAUCCAGAGGCGACACGAGGCCUUCAUCCAGGAGAUCAUCGCCGCUGCAUCAGAGGGGCUUCCCGACCUCCAAUCGCAGCUCACGGUCGUCUUCUCCUGACUCAUCCGCCAUCCAUGUGUUGCGAGAAACGAGUGUAUGUGUAUGUGUGCGCGCGACACGGCGAUGAUAAAGGGGGAACGACGAGAGGGAUAGAGGCGGGUAGAUAGAUUAGUUGUUGGGUGGCUGAGACAUGUUUAGGUACGUGCAUGUGCAUAGGUCGCUUCCGUCACCUGCAUACAGGGAAGCGUUCGGGCACGGUGAGGUAGCUAUGGAUGUGAAUACUGAAAGGUAC
This is a messenger RNA of Vitrella brassicaformis, 2527 nucleotides long. The record is from the annotation of a GenBank genome assembly. NCBI's taxonomy places the organism in Eukaryota, Vitrellaceae.